Rhagoletis pomonella (apple maggot) is the source of this 975-nucleotide messenger RNA. Its product is annotated as zinc finger BED domain-containing protein 4-like. Gene Ontology annotation, molecular function: DNA binding. Bases 1 to 975 code for a protein of 324 amino acids. The transcript has 2 exons. The record is from RefSeq and is a predicted model, not a curated record. Lineage: Eukaryota; Metazoa; Arthropoda; Insecta; Diptera; Tephritidae.
AUGCCUCCAAAAAUUAUAGUUUGGCGUUUCUUUGAGAAAGCGAGUGAAGGCAAUGCGAUCUGCAAACUUUGCAAAAAAAUUCUUAAAACGGCGGGUAACACGUCGAAUUUAAUGUGCCAUAUUAGAAAUGUGCACAAGGAUACAUAUCAUGCUAUAACUAAAAACCAAAAUAGUGAGAAGAAAACUGUUGAAAAAGAAGUUUUAGGCGAUUCACAAAAAAUGACUGAAACCGCAGCGAAGUCAGUCCGAACUCCAAAAUCGCCAUCGACAGGUGCAUCAUCGGGUACACCAUUUUAUUCGCCGUCUUCACGACCUCAGUCAACGGAUGUACAUUCGCAGCCAUCUAUUGUUUCCAGUUUUGAUAAUGCCAACGCUUUCUCUUCAAGUGGAGAAAAAACUUUACGAGUAAAUGAAGCUCUUAUGUACAUAAUUUGCAAAGACUACCAACAAUUUUCUAUCGUCGAAAACGAGGGAUUUCGUCACCUACAGAAGAUAGUCGCACCGCGCUAUAAAAUUCCAUGUAGAUCAACAUUAACAAAGUGGGUCGAUGCCAAAUAUGAUGAGUUGGCUUUCAUUUUUCGCGAUAAAAUAGCUUUUGUUGAAAAUGCGACGCUUGAUGUGAAGAGUUUUCUAGGAAUCACGGCGCAUUUUGGUGUUGAUGUGCAGUUCCAUUCAGUGACACUAGAAGUGUAUGAGUUAGAUGAGCGGCACACAUCUGAAUAUAUUGCCGAAAAGCUUCUAAAAGCGUGUGUAGAGUGGAAAGUGGAAACCGAUAAGGUGUCAGCUGUAAUAAUUGACAACGCGGCAAGCAUGGUGAAGGCUAUAGAUCUUGCAUUUGGAAAGAAAAAGCACGUACCCUGUUUUGCCCAUACCUUGAAUCUAGUGGCUGAAUCCGCGAUUCAAUAUACGUCAGCAAACAUCAUAGUUAAAAAAAUUAAAGAGAGUCACCUACUUCAAACAGAGCUGCACUGCUAG